GCUGUGCGCGCUCCUUUCCAUCCGCGCUCCCGCGGAUCCGCUUGUAUAUCAACUCCGAGCUUGUCCCACCGGGAAGAAAAUGCCAUCAAAAGUCAUCUUUGAAAGCGAGGAUCAAGCCAUGAAUGGAGAUGAGGAUACUAUCGCCGAGGCCGAAACCGUAAAGAAGAUCAAGACCAAGGAGGGCAAAAAGCUGAAAAAGAAACAGCAACAGCAGUUGGAGGAGCAGGAGGAACCAGAAUGUGAACCUCCUGCUACAAAGAAGAAAAAGAAAAAAGGCAAGCCGGCAGCGGACCAAGGGAGCGACAACGCGGAUGAAGUCACUGACAUGAAUGGCAACAGCAGUACUGAACAGAUAGAAAAGGAAAAGACCAAGAAGACCAAAGCAGACUCAAAGAAAAACAAGAAGCAGAAGGCAAUUGCAGAGGCCGAAACCAACGGCAAUUCCACCUUAAACACUCCUAUUCAGACUCCUGUCCCGACACCUUCUCAAUCAAGUGAUGACUCGGCCAGUGACAGCGACAAAGAAGUUGUGGAGACACCGGAGCAGAAAGAAGGAGCAUUCUCCAACUUCAGAAUCUCCCAAGUCACCAUCAAUAAACUGAAAGCUCGGGGAGUCUCUUACCUUUUCGACAUUCAGGCAAAGACAUUUAAUCCUGUAUAUGAUGGAGAGGAUGUAAUCGCCCAAGCUCGCACAGGAACAGGAAAGACUUUUUCCUUUGCCAUACCUUUGGUGGAGAAGCUCCAGAACGACUCAGGAGAGAUGACCCGAGGCCGGCCUCCCAAGGUCCUGGUGUUGACUCCUACCAGAGAGUUGGCUAUCCAGGUCGCUAAAGACUUCAAAGAUGUCAUCAAAAAGCUCUCUAUAGCCUGUUUCUAUGGAGGCAGCGCAUACCACCCACAACUGGAUGCUGUCCGUAACGGCCUCGAUAUUUUGGUCGGAACACCUGGUCGCAUCAAAGAUCAUCUUCAGAACCAUAAACUUGACCUCUCUAAGCUCAAACAUGUUGUUCUGGAUGAAGUGGACCAAAUGUUGGACAUGGGGUUUGCCGAACAAGUUGAAGAGAUUUUGAGUUCAUCAUAUAAGAAAGACUCUGACACCAACCCACAGACUCUCCUGUUUUCGGCCACCUGCCCCCCCUGGGUGUACGAAGUGGCCAAGAAAUACAUGAGGCCCGACUGCAAGCAUGUGGACCUGAUUGGCAAGAAAACGCAAAAAGCCGCGACAACUGUUGAGCAUCUGGCUAUAGCGUGCCACUGGUCACAGCGUGCAGCAGUGAUUGCCGAUGUUAUACAGGUGUACAGUGGAAGUCAUGGCAAAACCAUUCUCUUCUGUGAGACGAAGAGGGAAGCAAAUGAACUUUCUUUGAAUACUACCAUAAAACAGAGCACCCAGUCCCUCCAUGGUGAUAUCCCACAGAAACAGAGAGAGAUGACGCUGAAAGGCUUCAGGACCGGAGUCUUUGAAGUUCUGGUUGCUACAAAUGUUGCAGCACGCGGACUUGAUAUCCCUGAAGUCGACCUGGUCGUACAGUGUUCCCCACCCAAGGACGUAGAGUCCUACAUCCAUCGUUCGGGACGUACAGGCCGUGCAGGCAGGACUGGUGUCUGCAUUUGCUUCUACCAGAGGAAAGAAGAGGACCAGCUGCGCUACGUAGAAAACAAAGCGGGUAUCACAUUUAGGCGAGUAGGUGUUCCAACUGCCAACGAUAUCAUCAAAUCAUCAAGCAAAGAUGCCGUCAGAUUUCUGGACUCGGUUCCUGUCACAGCCAUUGGAUAUUUCCGGGAAUCGGCUCAGAAGCUGAUAGAGGAAAGAGGAGCAGUAGAUGCUCUGGCUGCAGCUCUGGCCCACAUUUCCGGAGCCACGAGUCUGGAACAGAGGUCUCUACUCAACUCUGAUGCUGGUUACACCACUGUGACGUUGACGUGUUCUCAGGAGAUGUAUAAUCUUGGGUUAGCCUGGAGAAGCAUUAAUGAACAGCUCGGAGCAGACUUUGAGAACCACAUUUACAGAAUGGCCUUCCUCAAAGGGAAAAUGGGAGUUUGUUUUGACGUCCCUGUAGAUAAAGUCAAGGAGCUUCAGGACAACUGGAAAGAUGGUCGCCGCUGGCAAUUGACCGUAGCCACAGAACUCCCAGAGCUGGAGGAGAAGAACAACAGUAACCGUGGUGAUAGGAGCUUUGGCAGCAGUAACCGUGGUGGAGGAGGGUUCAGAGGCGGGAGGGGGCGAGGGCGAGGUGGUGGUCGCGGGUUCCGCAACGGUGGGGGUGGCGGCUUUCGAAAUAACAACGGAGGACAGAAACGCUCAUUCAGCCAAGCUUUUGAUUACUGAAGCAUCAACCUGUGGACUGACUGCGUCAACAGCGCCAGCGGUGGUUUCUGUUGGCUGUCACUAAGAGGGACCACCCUGAGGAUGAUGGUGGAAAAUAAUCAUCCAAUUUUUUUUAUUUAAUUUUUUUUUUUUUUGUAGUUUUAAUACACAAGUCAUGAAAAUUCCAAGUUAUUCUGAUACGCUGUAUACAAAACAAGUCAUCUGAACCAAUUUACCAAAUUAGCCAUUAAAAUGGUCAAGAUUAAAAAGAAAAACUAUCAACAGUGAAUUUGGCGGGCAGCUGUUUUGUUCAUCUUUUAAGUGAUGUCUUCAACCAAAACUGUUUGGAAUGA
Molecule: messenger RNA, 2661 nt
Organism: Cololabis saira (Pacific saury)
Lineage: Eukaryota; Metazoa; Chordata; Actinopteri; Beloniformes; Belonidae
Gene: ddx21
Product: DEAD (Asp-Glu-Ala-Asp) box helicase 21
Exons: 16
Coding region: 80-2329 (749 amino acids)
Molecular function (GO): RNA helicase activity; ATP binding; RNA binding
Source: RefSeq, a predicted model, not a curated record